ACGUAGUUGAUGUUCUGAAGGGGCAGCAGGUGGCGUAGUGGUUAGAGCUGCAGUCUUUGGUUCGCUCGCGAAGUUUCCUCCGGCUCCACUGCUCCUCAGCCAUUUCCGCCAGGUUUCUGUCACAUGACGGCUCAAAAAUCAUGGCUUCUUCGCUCGGGAAUGCAGGAAAAGCGCAUUUCCAGCUUUUCGCUCGAAUCCGACGGCACACGUAACGAAGGGAGGGGUGCGCGCGUUUGUUUGUGCGCUUUUCCUCACUGCGCCGCGCGACACGCUCACGUGAGUUGGAGAAGAAGGAAAAGUUGCGGCGAGACGGCAUUUCCUGCCCUGAGGGAAGCGCGCGCGGCACGGGCUGCGGCUCUGCCUCUCCCUCUCUCUGCUGCUGACUCUUCAGAACAUGCUCCGGUGACGAGGAGAAAGGGAAAAGAAGAUGUCCGAGGCCGACAAGCGAGAGGGCGCCGACGUGGGGCAGCGCGGCGCGAACGGGGGCGGAAAGUCGUCCGCCGGCAGCGCGGAGGGACACAAGAGCGAUGAGUUGAAGCUGGCCGCAGUCUAUGUCUCUGAUGCUCAGUACAACAGGAAUGUCUUCUUCAACACCUCGCCGCAAUGUGUCCGGUUGUACAUGCUCUACAACCACUGGAGCUUGCAGUUUCUCGUGUAUGUCUUCAUCUUUGUGGAUCUUGCACUGGCUCUGUUUGAAGACCCAGCAUUUGUCCCCUUGCCUUUAUGGGCAACAUAUAUAAUGGAGUUGAUCUGCCUAGCAGCUUUUACAGCAAGGCUCAUCCAUUAUGCCAGAAUCAUCCCAAAGCAGAAGUUCUGGAAAGAUCCGAAAAACAUUUGUAUCGUUGUUGUUAUCUUACUAACUCUGGUGGACAUGAUCAUAUACGGAUCCCUAAAGGCAAUGGAUUACCACGUUGUGCGAUGGUCGAGGGUGUUCAGGCCUCUGUUUCUGGUCAAUGUCACAGAGGGCCGCCAUCUUCGCAGGGCCUUUAGAAGCAUCAGGAAUGCCUUGCCCCAGAUCAUCUAUGUCUUUUUUUUGUUCAUUAUCAGUGUGCUGAUGUUUUCUCUCAUGGCACUGAAGCUCUUUGGAAAAAGAGAUCUGAAAACCAUUGAUGGAAGGAGCUAUUUUACAAACUAUGGGGAAAUUAUCUUUGACCUCUAUGUCUUGGUGACCACUGCCAACAGUCCUGAUGUCAUGAUGCCAGCCUACAACUCCAGUUCCACGUUUUCUAUUUUCUUCAUUGUCUAUAUACUUAUAAACACCUACACCUUCAUGUCUGUUUUCCUCGCUGUUGUCUACAACAACUACAAGAAGUACCUAAAGGAGGAAGUGAGGCAACUGGUGAGAGCGAAGCGGCAAAAGAUGGUGCGUGCCUUCAAGGUGCUGCAGGAGAUGAGAGAUGAGGAGCCAGUAGUGAUGCAGGCGUGCUGGAACCAGCUGGUGUGCGUCGUCCAGCCCAAUAUCACAAAUGCCCACCGAGAGCUGCUGUGGAGUGUUUCUGAUGAGAACAAGAGGGGCUACAUUGGGAAAAUGGCAUUCCUUCAGCUGCCAGAUCUUCUGAAUAUCCAGGUGAUCACCUUGAAGUCCCGUACCCACCCUCUGGAAAUAUGGAUUCCUCGGAUAUACAGCUCUUCUGCCAGUAGACUUAUCUGCCGCGUUGUUCAGCACAGGGCAUUUGUGUACAUUUAUGACUUUAUCAUCCUGGUGAAUGCCGUGUUCAUUGGCCUUGAUGAAGAGAAUAGCUUCUUCUCAUAUGCGGAAUGGGUGUUUCUGGGUCUCUACUUGCUGGAGAUCCUAAUGAAGCUCUACACGUUUGAGCCACGGGCUUUCUAUGCUCGGCAUCAGUUCUGGAACUGGUUUGAUUCUAUCAUCAUCGUUUCUGCUCUAGUUGCCACAAUACUGAAUUCAGUCCUGAAACCCAGUGAUGGUUAUAAUGGCCGUCAGAUACUGGAUAUUGUCUUCAUCCUGCGUGUCCUGAGACUCUUAAGAGUGGUAGACAGCAUAAAAAGGUUCCGGGCCAUAAUUAACACUCUUGUCAAAAUUGGCCCAACGAUUCUCACAUUUGGACAGCUUAUCCUCGUGGUCUACUACAUCUUUGCCAUGGUGGGAAUGGAGUUGUUCAAGGGGAAAAUAACAUAUUUUGAGAACUCUGCUAGUCCUGGGAGUGAAUACUGCGGAAACCCCUUGCUGAAGGGAUCUGCAUUUGCAAAAAACAACUACUGCAAAAAUAACUUUAAUAAUGUUUGGUCCUCCUUUGUUCUCCUGGUGGAGCUCACAGUGGUCAACCAGUGGCACGUCCUGGCCAGUGGUUUUACUGCAGUGACCAAUGCAUCAGCCAGAAUCUUCUUUGUUAUUUUCCACAUACUGGUUGUCAUCAUCAUCAUAAAUAUUUUUGUAGCAUUUGUUUUGGAAGCUUUCUUUGUGGAGUACACAUUUUCAAAAGGUGAACUGCAGACAUCCUUGGAAAAGAAAAUUGAGGAACUGGAAUUAGGCAUUGAACAAGACAAGCUAGAUGAAAACUUGGUGGAGGACAUGGAAACGUGUGAGAAUGACCUGGGUCCUUCUGAAACAGUUAAAGGGAAACCUUCACUUAUGUUCAAGAUAGCCUCAAAAAGAUACAGAACAGUGGAUGGCUUGUUACAGAGAAUGUUUGAGGCAGACCUGAGCCCAGAGGACAAUGCUGAUGAUGAGGACCCAGAUAAUGAGUCUCCUCCAGGCUACAAUUUCCCAAACCCAUCUUAUGACACCAUAUGACUCUUCAAAGGGAAUGUACACAUGCUUAAAUUUGUUCCUAUACAAAUUCAUUUUUAUACUUAAAGAUUAGACUUGAUAUUUGUAAUUGUUCAGUAUAUAUUGAAUAAACAAUGACCUGAAUAUUUCUGCAAAAUGACAUUUUCAUAUGCAACUCGAGUAAAAUCUUAACACUUAUGAAAGCUUUAGUUUCUGUGAAUGAGAGCUUGUACUAUGUUUUUCUCUGUAGGCCAUGGUAAGAUAUGUUAUGUGCUUUCUUUCAGCAGUGUGAAAAUUGACAUUUUUAUCUUCAGGGACCUUUUACAUGAAAGGAAGAUAAGAUUUAAAUACAGAGGUGAAUUCAGUGGUUUUCUAACAGUGUAUUUAAACCAAAUAAGCAUGUAAAAAUAUUGAAUGCAUAGCUGACAAUAAAUGCAUCCAUUAAUGAUCAUUGCUGUGCUUUCAAUGUUUGCUUCAAGUGGGUGAGACAGGAAACUUAGUUAUCAUUAAGGCCAAAUGUAGAUCAACCUGCUAUUGAAUCACUCUUGUGCUUUAUUUCUCCUGUUGCUGCUUUAAUCACAACUGGAAAUACAUGUAGCAUUUAUAUUUAGAAUUUUAUGUUUGACUGCAGUUUGGUAUUUGGAAUGUGUGGAGCUAAACUCCUCCAAAUAUUGGCUUGCAAAUAUCCUAUGUACAUCAGUUUGAUGCUUAAAGACAGGGACACAGAAUUUGACAGUAUUAACUAUGGAACAUUGGCUCCUCUGGCUUUCUAGUUUAUUUUUGAGUCUUUUUGCACCAAAGUAAAAGUGGAGAGAGACCACAAUGUGCAUGUGUAUUUGGUGGGCUCCACCCUGGCUGCACCCUUUGUCAGACUGAAAGAUGCAACUGCAAACAGAUUAAAAGGACAACAAGCAAAAGGUGAGCUGGUUAACCAGUGAAGAACUCAAAAGUUUGGACUUGGAGAGCCUGGGGUGGGGGAGAGAACUGGAUGUUUCUGGUUAGAAAAAUGUACAGGUGGUUGUGUACUUGAGCAAUGGACAGAAUAAAACUAAGAAAGA
Scleropages formosus (Asian bonytongue) is the source of this 3786-nucleotide messenger RNA. RefSeq names its product two pore segment channel 3 (gene tpcn3). The coding region runs from base 428 to 2752 and encodes 774 amino acids. Gene Ontology annotation, molecular function: monoatomic ion channel activity. Gene Ontology annotation, cellular component: membrane. Gene Ontology annotation, biological process: monoatomic ion transport; transmembrane transport. The record is from RefSeq and is a predicted model, not a curated record. Lineage: Eukaryota; Metazoa; Chordata; Actinopteri; Osteoglossiformes; Osteoglossidae. The transcript is spliced from 19 exons.